This is a messenger RNA of Suncus etruscus (white-toothed pygmy shrew), 1038 nucleotides long. RefSeq names its product proteasome 20S subunit beta 5 (gene PSMB5). Gene Ontology annotation, molecular function: threonine-type endopeptidase activity. Bases 34 to 825 code for a protein of 263 amino acids. The record is from RefSeq and is a predicted model, not a curated record. Lineage: Eukaryota; Metazoa; Chordata; Mammalia; Eulipotyphla; Soricidae. The transcript has 3 exons. Gene Ontology annotation, cellular component: proteasome core complex.
CCGCUCGGCGCGUCCUCACUGCCCUGACUAGACAUGGCGCUGGCUAGCGUGUUGCAGGCGCCGUUGUCGGUGAAUCAGCGCGGGUUUUUCGGACUCGGGGGUCCCGCCGAUCUGUCGGACCUAGGCCCGGGAAGUCCCAGCGAUGGGUUGAGCCUGGCCGCACCCGGCUGGGGCGUCCCGGAGGAGCCGAAGAUCGAAAUGCUCCAUGGAACCACCACCCUGGCCUUCAAGUUUCGUCAUGGAGUCAUUGUCGCUGCCGACUCCCGAGCCACUGCGGGCGCCUACAUUGCCUCCCAGACGGUGAAGAAAGUGAUCGAGAUCAACCCCUACCUUUUGGGCACCAUGGCUGGGGGCGCCGCUGACUGCAGCUUCUGGGAGCGACUCUUAGCCCGACAGUGCCGCAUCUAUGAGCUGCGCAAUAAGGAGCGCAUCUCCGUAGCUGCAGCCUCCAAGCUGCUGGCCAACAUGGUGUAUCAAUAUAAAGGCAUGGGACUCUCCAUGGGCACCAUGAUCUGUGGCUGGGAUAAGAGAGGCCCUGGCCUCUACUAUGUGGACAGUGAAGGCAACCGGAUCUCAGGAGUCACCUUCUCUGUAGGCUCUGGCUCCGUAUAUGCUUAUGGGGUCAUGGAUCGGGGCUACUCCUAUGACAUGGAGGUGGAACGCGCCUAUGAUCUGGCCCGUCGAGCCAUCUACCAAGCAACCUACAGAGAUGCUUACUCAGGAGGAUCUGUCAACCUCUACCACGUCCGGGAGGAUGGCUGGAUCCGAGUCUCCAGUGACAAUGUAGCUGACCUGCAUGACAAGUAUAGUGGAUCUGCCCGCUAAAGGAGGGUGGAUGUGACCACUCACAUUCUUUGGGGUGACUUUUUUUCAAUACAAGUACAGCACCCUGUUCCAUAAUGGCAGGGCCCCAAAUUGUAUCGGUCAUUUUUUUAAAAGCUCUGGAGCUUUGACCUCAGUGAUACUAAUUAAUGAGCUGCUCCAGAGUGAUUUCUUGUUUAACUUUCUUGUCUGUUACCAUUACACUACUCAACCUCA